Molecule: messenger RNA, 7740 nt
Organism: Lynx canadensis (Canada lynx)
Lineage: Eukaryota; Metazoa; Chordata; Mammalia; Carnivora; Felidae
Gene: ZBTB40
Product: zinc finger and BTB domain containing 40
Exons: 18
Coding region: 220-3939 (1239 amino acids)
Biological process (GO): regulation of transcription by RNA polymerase II
Cellular component (GO): nucleus
Molecular function (GO): RNA polymerase II cis-regulatory region sequence-specific DNA binding; DNA-binding transcription factor activity, RNA polymerase II-specific; protein binding
Source: RefSeq, a predicted model, not a curated record
ACUCCUUACGCGCCGGCCUCAAAAUGGCCGCCUUCUGGCGUCUCUGCUGCUGUUGAAUGGAGAAAGCUUUAUUGUUCCCUUCGGGCAGGAGUGUUCGUGUCCUCUAUGGCGCUGUCAAUAAAGAACGGCAGUUUGAAUCGGUGCUGAACAGCGCCGAUCCGCAGAAAGCGGAUUCCGGAAGAAGAGAGGGGGAGACGUCCUCGGGGCAGAGCUGAUGCGAUGGAGCUCCCCAACUAUAGCCGGCAGCUGCUGCAGCAGCUCUACACCCUGUGCAAGGAGCAGCAGUUCUGUGACUGCACCAUUUCCAUUGGCACCAUUUACUUCCGGGCCCACAAGCUCGUCCUGGCCGCUGCCAGCCUCCUGUUCAAAACCCUGCUGGACAACACCGACACCAUCUCCAUCGACGCGUCUGUGGUGAGCCCCGAGGAGUUUGCCCUCUUGCUGGAAAUGAUGUACACUGGCAAGCUGCCUGUGGGCAAGCACAACUUCUCCAAAAUCAUCUCUUUAGCCGACAGCCUGCAGAUGUUUGACGUGGCCGUUAGUUGUAAGAACCUUCUGACCGACCUCGUGAGCUGCUCCGUUCAGGGCCAGGUGGCGAGGGAUGUCUCCGCACCGUCCUCAGAGUCAUUCAGGAAGGAGCCCGAGAAGCCCGAGGGGGAAAUCCUUUCCCCUGAGGGUGCCGGAGAGCCCCGUUGUUCCCUGGAGGAUUCUGCCCCUCCGGGGGGCCCUGUGAAAGCCGAGACCGAGGAGGCGGUCCAUACGGCUGCACAGGAGAGGAGCGUGGGUCCUUCCACUGCCCAGGAGAUUCCGGGGAAUGCAGAGGCCCCGGUGGAGACUCCUCGUCCAGCUGAAGUUUGUUCCCCCUCCCCUGCCGGACAGGCCUUUAGUGCGGCGAAGGAGGCGAGCAUGGAACCAGAGUAUGAGAGGAAACGCCGUCAGCUGAAUUUUCUUCUAGAAAAUGAAAGUAUCUUCUCUGAUGCACUCUUGGUUACCCAGGAUGUUUUAAAAAGACUAGAAGAAUGUUCAGAAAUUAAAGGUGCACAGGAGGAGACUAUAAUGGGGUGUCUUGAGGGUGAAGAAGGACGUUCAGCAUUCCAGAGAAUCCUGGAUAAAGUAAGAGAUGAGAGCCUGGAUGUUCAGACUGUUGUGUCUCUGUUGAGGCUAUACCAAGAUUCCAAUCCUGCAGUAAAGGCAGCGUUGUUACACAGAAAGCCAGAAGACAUACAAGCAGCACAGCCAGAAGGGAGCACAGAGGAGGGAAAGACCUUGUCUGCUCUGUUACUGGAACACAAAGAGGACCUGAUCCUGUGUGUCACACAGCUGAGACCCAUCCUGGAGUUCCUGGAAACAGCCAAGGAGGAAUUCCUAACUGGCGCUGAGAGAAGGGUGAUCCUGAAUUGCUGCGAGGGCGGGACCCCCAAGGAGACCAUAGAAAAGCUGCUGCACAGAAUGUCUGAAGACAAGACUCUGACUGCAGAGAGUUUGGUAAAACUCCUUCAGGCUGUGAAACCGACGUCCCCAAACUUGGGCCUUCUGCUGGAGAAUUUGCAGAAAUUAGCCACUUCGCCAAGCACCACAGUCCAAGCAAGCCCUGAUGAUUAUGGGACUGAGCUGUUGAGACGGUAUCACGAAAACCUUUUGGAGAUUUUCACAGACAACCAGACAUUACUAAAAAUGAUCCCACACAUGAAGGGUUUAGCCCCUGGAGAGAGAGAGGUCAUGGAGAAGCUUGUGAAACAGGACUCUGGCUCGGGUGGUUUCAGUUCUCUGAUGUCAGCAGUUCUAGAAAAGCAGACUGUCUCUGCAACAGCCAUUUGGCAACUGCUGCUGGUGGCUCAGGAGACAAAGACCGGCCCGUUGAACCUGCUCAUGGAGGAAAUACGAAGGGAGCCUGGUGCCGAUGCUUUCUUCCGGGCAGCGACCAACCCAGAAAGUGCGGCCUUAGAAGCCAUGCUAAGGCAUCGCAGACUGAUCCUAGAGGCCAUCCAACAAGGGACUGGACUCAAGUGCUUUACCGCAGAGGAGGAGCAGCUGGCAGAGGCUGUGAAGGAGAUUCUGAGCAUUUCCCCUGAGACAGCCAGCCCUGAAGCUUCCCUGAAAGCAGUGCUGAGCAGAGCCACGGAAAAAUCUGUCGCGGCCGUUGAAAUAUGUUCCCUCCUGUGCAGUGUCCACAGAUCUUUCCCAGGCCUGCAGCCUGUCAUGCAUGAGUUGGCAUACACUGGCUUCCUUACUCAGGAAGGUGGAGAGGAGGAAAGGUGGAAAGUGAGCAGUAAAUUUCCCCGCGCAGCCAACGACAGAACAGAUGAGAAGGUAGCCGAGCCGGCGGAGGAAGGCUGCCGGUCUGGGAAGCAGAGCAGUCAAGGGGAGACCGGCUCCUUGCCAGAGCCACAAGCGAAAAACACGUCUGCCUCCCCCGACCCUGCCAAGAAGAGCUUCGUCUGUAAGGCCUGUGACAAAAGCUUCCAUUUCUACUGCCGUCUGAAGGUGCACAUGAAGCGCUGCCGGGUGGCCAAGAGCAAACAGGUGCAGUGUAAGGAGUGCAGUGAGACCAAGGAGUCUAAGAAGGAGCUGGAAAAACAUCAGCUGGAGGCCCACGGUGGAGGAGGAGAGCCCGAUGCCCCGAAGAAGAAGAAGAAGAGGCUUCCAGUGACAUGUGACCUUUGUGGGAGAGAAUUUGCCCACGCCUCAGGCAUGCAGUACCACAAACUGACAGAGCACUUUGAUGAGAAGCCUUUCUCCUGUGAAGAGUGUGGGGCAAAGUUUGCGGCCAAUUCUACCCUGAAGAACCACCUUCGCCUUCACACUGGGGACCGCCCGUUCAUGUGCAAGCACUGCCUCAUGACCUUUACCCAGGCCUCUGCCCUGGCCUACCACACCAAGAAGAAGCACUCGGAAGGGAAAAUGUAUGCCUGCCAGUAUUGUGAUGCUGUGUUCGCCCAGUCCAUUGAGCUGUCCCGCCACGUGAGGACCCACACCGGGGACAAGCCAUAUGUCUGCAGGGACUGUGGCAAGGGCUUCCGGCAAGCCAAUGGCCUGUCCAUCCACCUGCACACCUUUCACAACAUAGAAGAUCCCUACGACUGCAAGAAAUGCCGGAUGAGCUUCCCCACCCUGCAGGACCAUCGCAAGCACAUCCACGAGGUCCACUCCAAGGAGUACCACCCCUGCCCCACGUGCGGGAAGAUCUUCAGCGCCCCUUCCAUGCUGGAGCGGCACAUGGUGACCCACGUCGGGGGGAAGCCCUUCAGCUGCGGGAUCUGCAACAAGGCCUACCAGCAAUUGUCUGGUUUGUGGUACCACAACCGGACCCACCACCCUGAUGUGUUUGCCGCUCAGAAUCAUCGAUCUUCCAAAUUUUCAUCGCUCCAGUGCGGCUCCUGUGACAAGACCUUUUCCAACACCGUUGAACACAAGAAGCACAUCAAAGCAGAGCAUGCAGAUACGAAGUUCCACGAGUGUGACCAGUGUAAGGAGCUCUUCCCCACACCGGCUUUGCUGCAGGUUCAUAUCAAGUGCCAGCAUUCAGGGUCGCAGCCGUUCAGGUGCUUGUACUGUGCGGCUACUUUCCGCUUCCCGGGAGCACUGCAACACCACGUCACCACGGAGCACUUCAAGCAGUCAGAGAGCACCUUCCCCUGUGAGCUCUGCGGGGAGCUCUUCACCUCGCAGGCCCAGCUUGAUGGCCACUUGGAAUCUGAACACCCAAAGGUGACGGGCUCUGAGACUCAAGCAGCAGCCUCACAGGUGAUCCAAACCCCAGAGCCGGCGGCCCCGACGGAGCAGGUGAUCACCUUGGAGGAGACCCAGCUUGCUGGGUCACAGGUGUUUGUGACCUUGCCGGAUUCACAGACAUCUCAGACCAGCUCUGAGCUUGUGGCGGUGACCGUGGAGGAUUUGCUAGAUGGUACCGUGACCCUCAUCUGUGGCGAGGCCAAGUGAGCGGCUGCCCAUCCAGGGGAGGGCCCUGCGUUUGCCGCAGAGAGAACGCUCCGCAGCUUUGCCCUUUGCCCUCCGCCCCCGGCUGGCCCGAGUAGUGGGCAUCUUAGCCUCCACCAACCGGAACACUCUCACUUCGGUCUCAUAGAACCAACAGUGUUGGAGUCAUCGGCACCGACACCGCUGCCCUUCAGAGGGGACGGGCCUACUGCAGUGGCCUCUGUGAUGAGCAGUGGGACGGGAGCUGGUGGCCAGGGCACCAGAGAGGGGCUGUGUGCCGGCAGCCUUCCCUGUGCAGAAUGGCAGGGGUGUUGGGGACGGCGGCCCACAGAUGGGGGCUUCCGGUGCCUUCUGGCCAUCUAAAAAUGAGAGCAAAGCACAACGGACCAUCCAGAGACCCCCAGGCCGGUGCACACUGGCCUCUUCCUCACCCUGUCAUCCUCCCAUCUGCUCCGGAGGCCCAGCCCACUCCCGGUGGAUGGGGAGCGGCGUGUUAACGCGGGAAGGCCUCGCUUCCAUGCCGAGUCCCACCUCGUCAGGACCGUCAGCCCUUCCCCAGACGAGGCCUUGCCGGGUUUCUGCGGGAAGCAGUCAGUGUGGGGCCGUCCCGCCGCAAAGACAAUCCCUGCCUUUCCAGGAUGUUUUCCGUGGUGUUCUGUACCUGAAGGCUGGUUCCCGCAGCCUUCCCGCAUUCCCCUCACCCCUAUUUCCAGUCAGAGCGGGAAAUGCCUACGUGGCCCGCAAGCCUGGCUCCCUCACUCUGGAGCUGGUGUUACGGCCAAUGAACCAGUGCCGGGCCGGGUGCGGUGGUGCCCGUGGCUGCCCCUGGCUCUUCCUCCGGCCACGCUCCCCCUGCCUUGCGAGGGGCCUGUCGUCCGACUCUCCAGGCUGCCGCUGUUACCACAGGGUCGUGAGCCUUUGGAGUCUGAAUUUCACCAAGUUUUUUAUGUGCGGUUCCUAAAAUAUAAUCUGAUAAUUAAUGGUUUGUGGAAUCCAUUACGAAGUGCAAUUAGAUGGAUGUAGGUUCCCGCCGUUUGGAGGGAACGACUAGCAUUUGUCUUCCUUUCCUCGAUGCCGGGAGGUCGCAGUCUGCUAGUGCAGUGUUUACACAGCAGGCAGGGCUCCCUGCCACGGCGAGGGGCUUGACCCCCGCGGAGCUAGUGCCCAGUUGCGUCGGCCCCCCGCAAGCCCACGCCUCCUUGCCGAGCACAUUUCGCGUCACCCCGUACAAGCAGGGGCAGGGGGUCAAUUUGGGACCCGGUGAGGACUUCACCGCCUCCGCGCCCCGCUGGAAGGGCGGAAGGCGGAGCCUUGCCGCUGACCAGGGCGUUCGCUGCGGCCAUCUGGCCGAGCGCGGGCGGUGAGCUCCAGCGCAGGCCUGUGCACACCAGGCAGCUAACUGCUCCUGCCUCCACUCUUGUCCUCGUUUUGAUAUGCAAGUCACUUGAGCUUGUCGGCUCAGGGAUCUUCCCAUUGUGGAGUAAAUGAAGUUUUCAAAGGCAAGUCCUCAAAAGCCAAAACCUGACCAGAAGAUGGUGCUCAAACCCUUAAGACGUGGCCUCCACGUGAAGCCCUCACCGCUCCUGCCACGGCGGUCUCUUCUGAAGGUUCUUCGGUGCUGUGAGCUGUCAGACCGGGAGAGCUCUCGAUCUGCAGCUGGCAGAGUGGCACCGAAUCGCCCCUUGGGACCAGACGAAACCCUCCGGGAGAGAAUGGAGUGGCCCGUGCCUACAGGGCCACGGGGGCCAGCCCGGCGGAUGAGAGUGCCGCUCCUCGCGAGCCUCGGCGGUGGCUGGGGAUUGCAGCGCCGUCAGAAUCGCUUCUAGUCGAAAAACAAAUAGAAACUUAAUUGCUAAGGGCCUGUAGGGAGAAGUGAUUUUUCUUUUUAAAAAAAGCCUCCUGAUGAAGGAAAGCUGAAGUUUUUAAACCAAGUUCCAGAUCUUUUCAAGUACCGAGAAAUCCUUUCUCAGGUCUCCGGUGGAGCCCCACAUUGUGGCACGGCCACACAUUUCCUCCAGAAUCGCCAGACCCGCAGCUCACUGGCCGGGAGCAAACAGAGGGGUCGGACCUGUGCUCGGUGCGCGCCUGCCCUGUGGCCCGUUCGGCAGGAGGCACGGACCCUGUGCCGCUUCUAGUCGACAGUGAGGAAAGGUGCGUCCUGAGUUUAGUCAUUGCUCCGAGCGGACCUCUGCAGGGCACUGCGUGGCGGUGAUUUUACAGUGUCCCUCCCCAGAGAUGCCUAAGCGUGGAUUUUAAUUGUAGGAAGACUUUUUCUAGCUCUGCUGUUUUUGUUCUUUCCUCCCACUGCUGCCCAAGAGACCUUCUGAAUGUCUGCCACAGAGGACAUUGUCAUUGUGCUCUCCUCGGUCCCCGUCACUUGCUUUCUUAUGGCAGAGGUGUCUGCCAGGGGUGCCAGGGGUGCGCCCUGCUGGCCUCCAGGCUGAACCCUGGCGCAUUUGCGGUGGAGUGGAGGAGCCUGUGGGCUUCCCGGCUACGUUCAGUAGGACCGCAGACUUUCUCUGCUUCCAGAAGCCGGUGAGGAGUGGAAAGGCAGUCAGAUUCCAAGCUGGAGUCUGCUUCUGUGGGAAUAAUGGGGAUCAUUUAUGGAAUGGGAUUUGCCAUCCCAGGUAAGUGAGACGACAAAUAGGAGAUUCAAGAGCAAGGGUUGCCCGAGGAAGAUGGGACUGUCCCAAGUACCUGAGCAGCACCUGGGGCCGGCAGGGCAGCAGAGGGGCUGAGGCAAAGAGCCUGUCUCUUCUGUCUCAGAAGCUUUAUGUUUAGAAGCCUUUGAGCCCGGCGAGUGCCAGGGUCUAUGCUGUGAAUCCUGGGUUCCGUGAUGAAUCCUGGUGAUCCGUCCAGGGCUUCUGUGCGGAAACACUGACCCUCCUCUCCCACCAACCACGGGCGUUGGCCACAUGCCCCAGGGAAGAGCUCUGAUGGUCAGGUGCUGAGGGACAAAAUGAGGUCCAGUCCGACAGGGCGAAUGGGUUGGGGGGGUGGGGGGUGGGGGAGGUGGCCUACUCUGUUCAUGGUUUUCAAUAAAUCAGGUGUACUCUCAGAAUCGAGAAAGAUGAGAUGGGCCCUAAGAGUUUCUCACUGCAGGUGAUGUCGCGGUCUCCACAGGCUGAUGACAUAUUAAUGAGAUGGGAGGGCUGUGCCUUUAAAUCUCAAUGUGCCUGAGAUCUAUGAAUUGCCUAAGGGAUGGAAGAAACUGGUAACCUCGCAUAGAACGGUUGUAGGGGACAAGCAGCAUUUCUAUUAAAUCGGGACUGGAAAGCUGGACAGUGACAGAGAAAUUGCUGGGAUGUUUUAAUUAUUCCUCCCAAAGAAAGAGCGGCAGCCUCAGCCCUGCUCCGCUUGGUCCAGUGUAUCCCAGGGUCCCUUGAGUUGUAGGGAAGAAAUGGGAUGAACAGUAAGAUUUGUGGGUCGAAGAGGGUAUCGGAAGCAAGUUGAUGAUGAUUGUUUUGUUGUCAUGGAAAACCUUGGGGCUGGUAGGACUUGGGCCAAAGGCUCAAAGCACAGCCAGAACUCAGAAACCUCCUGCGCAUACAGCUGUGCCUCUAAGGACGAGGGAAGCCGCCUGUGUUCUGGGGAUCACGUUGAAAAAAAUUAUUUCCUGGGCUAAUUCACAUUGCGUCCCAACCGUGGAAAUGUUCGUCGUUUCUCUUCCCAAGGCCAGCCACACCUCCCACCACGGUCAGGACAACUAGCCAGCACCUGGUGCUGUGUAAAUUAGAUUACAAACCAUUAUUUUCAUUUAACUUGCACUAUUCUGUAUAAAUAAAAUACGUACUUUGAACAUCU